UAAAGUAAAAAAGAGUGCACCAACAAUUGAAUUUUCUCUCAGUUGCAAACUAUAGGAGGUGCAAAAAUGUAAAGAAAGAGUGCAACCAGCAUUGAAUUUUCCCUUGGUUACAAACUCUAGGGGAAGGGAGAUUUCAGCCUUAACAAAAACCUAUAUGGAUCCAAGAAAUUCUGCAUAGGGUGCGCUGCAAAAAGCCAGAAAUGGAUGCUGUGUUAGUCAUGCCAGACACCCAGCUAGAAGGAUAGCAAAGGGUACCACUUCCCACUUAGCAAUGGUGUUUGAGGAAUUGUUGUGCCGUUUAACAACUCUUUGCUUCUUUGUGUGCUGUUAACAUGGUGCACCAUAUGGGAAUGAUAUCACUCAGCCUAAUGAACAGCAGAUGCAUGAAAGUAUAAUCCAUGAGUCUAUUUCACCUGGUACUGAACUUGAUAUGAAAAAGCGGUUACAUCCACAGCUGAAUGCUGCAGAACAUAGACCAGUCAAGGCUGUGGGAAACUUAACUUGCUCCAAGUCCUCAAGAUUAGUGGAAGAAGGAAAAGGACCUGAUCUUUUUCCCAAUCGUGAUUGCUCAACAAUUGGAAGGUCAUUUUGUGAAGUUGAUGGCUCAGUCACGAAUCCAGCUGGAGCUGCUGAAUCCCCCGUAGACAUCAGCAUGGAGAGAUCUUUGGUAAUCCCCCAUGAAGAUUUGAGCCAAUCCAAAGUGUCAGUACCUGCAUCUGGAAUCAAUUCUGAGGAUCAAUUUGUUAAAGGUUUUAGCCCUUUCAGACUUAUACAAGACUAUGCUUCUGAUGAAAGUUCAGAAAAUGAUGAUGAGCUUCGUCCCCAAGAUGUUAGCCUUGUAGCAGUAUCUCCAUCACUUAGAGCUGGUCCAACAAGUUUUUACACCGACGUGGGUCAUGAUUUCCAGAAAGAUCUAGGAUCUAAGAGUCUUCCAGAGGUUGAGACAGGAUUUGGGCGAGUCUCUGAGUUUGUCUUGGCAUGUUCUCUGAACAAGCCAUCUGAAUCUAUGGACUCUUCAGUAAAAUUUACGAGGGAUGUGAAAGAAAUUUAUACGUCAUCUCCUGUAACUCGAAAAGCUGAGGAAUUUGUUGGUAAUAGUGAUCGGAAUCAAGAAUCAACUAAUGAUGAUGGAAAUCUUAAAAAAAAUGCCUUGGGUCUUGAUGCUGUGCCGGCAAGUGGUAAGCCUCAGAAGGAAGAUGCAAAGGUCGAUGAGUUUGGCAGAUUAGUCAGAGAAGGUGCUAGUGACACAGACUCUGAUGAUUCAUACUAUACUAGGAGACGUGGUAAGAGGGGCAGAAGUUGGAGCCGAAGCCGUUCUCCUCAUGAUAGGAGGAGGAGGAGUCCAUGGAGAAGAAAUGAUAAGCGCAGCCGAUCUCGCAGCUGGUCUCCCAAGAAACGAAGAAGCAGGAGUCGGUCUCCUUUUAGGCGAGGUGUUGAAGUUGGUGGUGACAAAAUGAGACGGGACAAGGGUCAGCUUCCAGAUUGCUUUGACUUCCGUCGUGGCAAAUGUUACCGUGGGGCAUCCUGUCGAUUUCGGCACAAUGACUCUGACAGGAGUGAGGGAUCAAGGUGGUAUAAGAGCAAAAGGCAGUAUCAAGAAGCUCUGCCUAGGUCAAAAAUUUCUGAUUUCCAUGAAGAGACUCAGACCAUUCCUCCUAAAAAAUCAGUUUGUGAGCAUGAUCAAGUCAAGAAUAAAGAGAUGCAGCUCGUUCAGGAUACAACUGGAGGUAGUUGGAGUCCUUCAAAGGAUAUGAACACGAAUGAGGAAAAAAUGGGAGUUUCUGGUAGGACUUGUGGGGGGGAAGAUGGUGAAUCAUUGGUUACUGCCAUGGAUGAAUCUGUGGGGCCUAGAGAGAUCCCUGCACAAGGGCUGCAAAUGGAAGACAUUAAAGAAGAGCACGUGGAGCCCACCAGUGGGCUUCCUGAUGAUAAAAGUUGUCUGGAAGUGAGGGAGACCAUCCCACUGAUCCAUAAUUUUCCUGCUCUAGUUACUGAUGCUGAUGCAAAGAAGUUACCUGGGGACAGUUCUCAUGCUGUACAGGAGAAAUUGGGCUUUCAGCAACCUCAAACUCAUCUUUCUGAUCUGGUGCUCCAAAAUUCUGAUCACCAACCUCAGCAUAUGGGUGAAUCUUCUAUAUCCGAUUCUUCAGUUGUGCAGACAUCAUCAGCCAUCCCAAAUCAGCUUCCUAUUAAGGGAUUUAAUCCAAAUCAGAUUUCUUCUAUUCAGUCAGACCGUGAAAUGAAUUUUGUGAGCAACAAGCCCUUUUCAUCCGAGUCUCUGGCUCCAAAGGAAUUGUCCUCGCUUAUUCCACAUCUUCCUUCCCAUUUACCACCUCCCAUUCCCUCAGAUACACAAGGCAUAACCAGAGAUUACAACUUGAUGCCACCAACUGUAACAUUUUCAUUUCAGUCGUCUUCUAUGGAAAAUUAUCCUCCCUAUCAACCUCCAUUGCCCUACCAAUAUUCUCAUUUUCCUAUGCCAGAGAGUUCUGCGAGAAGCUCUCUGCCGCCGCCGCCGCCGCUGCUACUUCCACCACCGCCGCCGCCGCCGCUGCUACUUCCACCACCGCCACCACCACCACGUCCACCAUAUGUGAACGAGGCAACUUUAAAUGCCGCAAUUGCCCCACAUGGUGGAUCUUCAUUACAAUCUCAGCAGAAUCUGCUGCCUACGAGGAAUGACCUCUCUUCUCACACGUUUGUCAGGCCUCACCCUACCGAACUGCCUGCUCAUUCUCAGGUUGGUGAGUUUCAGCAUCGAAUCUACCCUGCAGCUCAGGAGCCUGAUCGACCUCUAUCGCACUUGGAGGAUUUCAGACAAAGGACAUUGCCUGUGAGCAACCCGUUGAGUCAGUCUUCUGGUGGCCCUUGUCUAGGCGGAGAAGAUCGCUUCAGACAACUUCCGGUACAGGGUUUAAUUCCUUCCAGUUCAUUUUCUCAGGGAAAUAUACACCCGGAGUCCGUGGCUUUCUUUAGGGAAUCACCAACAAGGAGAAUGCAAUCUUUUCCUGCAGAAAAUCUGCCUCCAGGUGAUCUUCUUACUCCAUCUUCUCAGAGUAAUCCAUAUUUGCAAGAGCCUUUUUAUGGUUUGCAACGCCCUGCACCUGAUAGUGUUUCUAUGCAUCUGGGUGAGCCUGGAAUGAUAAAUUCUAAAAUGUUGAGAUACACAUCAGAUUUUCCUGACAGGAAUCAGCCAUCUCUUGUGUCCAAUUUUGGAGUUUCCAGAAUUUCAAAUCACUACAACCCUUAUGCAUCUACAUUUGACAAGCCUCUAAGCUCUAAGUUCAGUUCGAAUGUUAUCAAUCUAGAAAAGGACAUGCCCAUGCCAUAUGGUCACAAGUAUGGUGCUUCAUUCAGUUUGAACCAUGUUCCACUCGAUGGGCAAGGUGUUGGUAGUUUUGGCUCAAGAAAUAUGGCUUCCUCACCAAAUUCUGCCCGGGCUGUUGAGCAGAUUUUACCUAGGUCUGGUGGUGACCAAUAUGAUCCACUAUUUGACAGUAUUGAGCCAUCGUCAAACUCAUUCAGGAAAGCUGAUCAUGAUCAAAAGCGUGAAACCACUGAUGAAUCGGACAUGUUAAGGCUCAGUGGAUCCAACAAGCCAUUGGAUGUGGGAGAAACCAACAAAAAGAGAGAGGCCGGAGCUGUUGUCAUUACUGUGUCUCUAGACAAUGACGAAUAUGGGGAGACAGCAGAUGCAGAAGUGGGUGCUGUCGAAAAUGGAAGCCCAAGCGAUCCAACUGAUGUUGAAAAUACAGCUGCUGGAGAGAUUGAGAUUGAUCAGGUUAAGACUCCUGGAAAAAGCAAGAAGAGCAAAGAUUCCAGAUCAAUGAGACUUUUUAAGAGUGUCCUUGCUAAUUUUGUAAAAGAGGUUUUAAAGCCCUCAUGGCGCCAGGGUAACAUGAGCAAGGAAGCAUUUAAGACUAUUGUCAAGAAGACAGUAGAUAAAGUAUCUGGAGCUAUGAAGAGCCACCAGGUACCCAAGUCCAAGGCAAAGAUAGACCAGUACAUUGACUCGUCGCAGCGCAAAUUGACGAAGCUUGUAAUGGGCUAUGUUGACAAGUAUGUUAAAGUGUAAAAAUUGGCUUAAAUUCUGAUUCCAGUGACGAUGAAAUUUUUGAUUGUGUCUGCUAUGGAAAAGGACUCUGCAGCUGGUUUUGGGAGGAUACGUUAGUGUUUGCUAUGUAAGCUAAAUUAUGGCAACAGUUACGCCCAUGACAUCAAGGCACAUGAGAAGAGGGCGUUUCUGUAUGAAGAAGUUGAAUCAAGCCUCAGCAAACUUCUGAGGAACCUCCUGUAUGUAGUUCAUUUCUAGUGGUUACUCCAUGAUCCUGUCUAAAUAUUAUGAACUACUUGUAAAGAAUCUGUUUCACAAUAUUUUCUCAGCUGGAUAUAUGUUUCUCCAACACUUUCAGCAUUGACAUUAGUUUGAAAUUGAGUUCAGAAUGGCAAAGCUUAUUGAAAUCUUAGAUUGGAAAUCGAAG
Ilex paraguariensis (yerba mate) is the source of this 4481-nucleotide messenger RNA. Lineage: Eukaryota; Viridiplantae; Streptophyta; Magnoliopsida; Aquifoliales; Aquifoliaceae. The record is from the annotation of a GenBank genome assembly.